Messenger RNA from Canis lupus familiaris (dog), 4538 nucleotides. It is a transcript of the gene NSUN3, whose product is annotated as NOP2/Sun RNA methyltransferase 3. NCBI's taxonomy places the organism in Eukaryota, Metazoa, Chordata, Mammalia, Carnivora, Canidae. Bases 141 to 1145 code for a protein of 334 amino acids. The transcript has 6 exons. Gene Ontology annotation, biological process: rRNA methylation. The record is from RefSeq and is a predicted model, not a curated record. Gene Ontology annotation, cellular component: mitochondrial large ribosomal subunit. Gene Ontology annotation, molecular function: methyltransferase activity.
GCGGGCAAGGGGUAUCUCGCGGGAAGUUGAACCGGAAGAGCAGGGUGUAGACGUGAAGGCGGGUGUGCGCCUGACCUCCCGGACCGCUUAGGUGCUGCUGGGCGGCGGGGACGUCUUGUUGGGCAUCUCCCGGCGGGAUAAUGUUGACUCGGCUGAAAGCAAAAUCAGAGAGGAACCUGGCAAAACAGAUUUGCAAAGUUGUAUUGGAUCAUUUUGAAAAACAGUAUUCCAAAGAACUUGGAGAUGCCUGGAAUACAGUAAGGGAUGUACUCAUAUCUCCAGCAUGCUGGCAAUAUGCUGUCCUUCUUAACCGAUUCAACUAUUCCUUUGAACUCGAAAAAAAUUUACAUUUAAAGGGCUAUCACACCCUCUCUCAGGGGUCUUUGCCCUACCACCCUAAAUCAAUGCAGUGCUACCUCAGCAGGACUCCAGACAGAAUGCCUUCAGAAAGACACCAAAUCGGAAAUCUAAAGAAAUACUACCUCCUGAACGCUGCCUCUCUUCUCCCGGUGUUGGCUCUGGAAUUAAGGGAUGGGGAGAAGGUCCUGGAUCUGUGUGCUGCUCCUGGAGGCAAAUCGGUGGCUCUGCUACAGUGUGCUGAUCCAGGUUAUCUUCACUGUAACGAAUACGAUGGCCUGAGAUUCAGGUGGCUGAAGCAGACGUUAGAAUCUUUCAUCCCACAGCCGUUGGUAGAUGUAAUUAAAGUGUCUGAAUUGGACGGCAGAGACCUGGGAGAUGCGCAGCCAGGAACGUUUGACAAGGUGUUAGUUGAUGCUCCAUGCUCCAAUGAUCGGAGUUGGUUGUUCUCUUCAGAUUCUCAGAAGGCAGCCUGUAGGAUAAGCCAAAGGAGGAAUUUGCCUGUUCUGCAGAUAGAACUCCUAAGGUCUGCAAUCAAGGCCUUACGCCCUGGAGGGUUACUUGUGUACUCUACAUGCACACUUUCCAAGGCAGAAAAUCAAGAUGUCAUCAGUGAAAUUUUAAACUCCUACAGUAACAUCAUACCUGUGGACAUUAAGGAAAUGGCAAGGACUUGCUCCCGAGACUUCACGUUUGCUCCCACUGGCCAGGAAUGUGGACUCCUGGUGAUUCCAGAUAAGGGGAAAGCCUGGGGCCCAAUGUAUAUAGCCAAAUUGAAGAAAUCAUAGACUGUAAAAUUGGUCAUAAAUAUUUCGUAAGCCAUGUCAGUGCAUUAUUAUAUUUAUUUUUCUAGGCUAUGUGUUAACGUUUAAAUAAUUAUGAAGUUAUUUUCCCUGGGACUGUUUGGAAUCUUAUUUAUUUAAUACUUGGCAUCUCAUAACCUAGGCUUAAGAAUUUUCCAGGUGUAUUUUUUUCCUAAAAAUGUAUCUGUGGCACUGGUUUCAGGUGUUGCAGAUGGUGUUUGUUCUGUAUAAUAAAUCUGCUGUCUUUUGGUUGGCAUUUUGCAGUUAAAUUAAUCAGAUUAUAUGGUUUUAUGCAUAAUGUUUAGGAAUACAUUCAAUUUAUGAUGUUGGUGCUUUGAACCUUUAAAAAUGCACAUUUGGCUGUUCCUUUUAUAAUUUAUCUCAUCAAAUAUACAGAUUUCUUUCAGACCUCACCCCCGCCCCCGCAACCUUUUUCCUUAAGAACCGAUCAGUAUUCUUAGACUAACUUCUUAAGCGGCACUAUUUCUAGUUCUAGAAAAUAGGUGUCCUACUUGCCAUGUUGUUUUCCACUAAGGAUUAUCUUCUGUUUACUGCAAAGGUCAGUGACUCUAUUGACACCAGCUUUAUUUCUCCUUUUUUUGUAUUCACAAAUACAAAUUGAAAGGGUAAAUUAUGUUGAAAGGCUGUUAGAACAGCAGAUUCACAUGCACAAGUUUGACUUUCGACAUUCAACUUGUAGAAUAAUGGAGUCUUUCCAGCAGGCUAUAAAGCAAGUACUUGUAACAAAACCAGAAUGAUUAAUAACUGCAAUAACUGAACUAUAUUUGGAGAGUUUUGUUACAUAAUUGCAGUCAUAAUGAGCACUACAGAAUCUGAUUAUCUUACAGUCGCAAUCUGGAGGGGCUUUUUAUUUCACUCUGUUAUGAAAUGUUAUAUGAGAGUAUGAUGUCACGUAUUAAUGCACAAGGGGGAGAUGCCUAAUGACAGGGAUUACACUGUUACCAAAACCCAAUACCAUUUGCUAAGUGCCUCUCCCUGUUUACCUAUGUCUUGGGAAUAUUGUGUACAUUUCUGUAUAUGUACUUAGGGUUUUAGCUUCAGGUUUGGAUCAUGUGUUUUCUCUGGAAAUUGCUUCACUUAGAGCCAAAUAUACUUUUCCAACUAUUAAGAAAAAUUAUGCAGUAUACUUCAAAAGGUAAUUAUCUAUUUGAAAAUUAACUUAAAAAAGAAUGAACUGACCGUAGAAAUAGAAAAUUCUGCUGAAGCUGAAUCCUUUUGAAUUUGUUUACUAUAUUUUGCGUAUUUAAACCAGAGACUAUUUUUUCCUGAACUCUUUUUUUUUUUUUUAAUUUGUGAUAGAGAGAGAGAGAGAGGCAGAGACACAGGCAGAGGGAGAAGCAGGCUCCAUGCACCGGGAGCCCGACAUGGGAUUCGAUCCUGGGUCUCCAGGAUCGCGCCCUGGGCCAAAGGCAGGCGCUAAACCGCUGCGCCACCCAGGGAUCCCUUUUUUUUUUUUUUUUUUAAUUUGCAAGCAUACAUAAGCAGUUUCUUAUAGCUGGGGAAGAAAAGGCUAGAUCUCUUGGACUCAGUGAAAUAAUCUGGAUGCAUACAAAAAAUAUAAAAGACAAUGGAAAUUAUAUUUAUUUACUUACUAAGUUUGUACUUGUUAGUUUUUUUUCAGUUUAAAACUUUGUCUUCAGAUACUGUAGGUUUAAAAGUGUAUUUAUUCUGUGUAGGUUAAUCACAAAGUAAAUUUUCCCAGUGCACUUUGCUGAAUGUCAUUAUUUUUCCCCCAUGCUGCCAUGAAGCCUAAUCUGAAUACUCAGUAUUGGAUUUGACGUUCCUAUGAUUACUGAAAAAUGCAAAUAUAGAUGCAUAUAUAACUUACUUUAUUAUUAAUAUUAAUUAUAAUGAAACAGUUGGCAUUUAUGGAGCCUUAAAUAUUUGAUUAAGUUCUUUAUAUAUAUAUGUUAUCUUUUUUGAUCUUUAAAACAGCUUAAGGAGUAUUAUACCUGCCUUUUGUGAAUGAGAAUAGCCUAGCUCGGUGCAGUUUGUAGCUUUGCCAGGCGACACUGGUAAGUAAAGAGUAGAGCCAAGACUAAAACUAGCUGCAGUGGCCAGGCCCCACUCCCCAUACUAUGCUGCCUCAGAAGAAGCAGAUUAUAGGAACCCCCAAGGUUACCAACUGGCCCUCCCUUAUCCUAGGUUAUCUUUGCACUUGUAGGCAGUUCUUUAGUCACAGAGGAUCAAAGGGUUAAACCAAUCCUUGAGGGGUAAAAAAAACUGCAGUAUUUCAGAAUGUGUUCUAGACUACUUCUUGGGGUUGCAGUACCCAGAAAUCUCCCAUGGAGGUGCUCUGUGCCUUCCCUUUCUUCGCAGGUGCUGAACUGAAGAAUUGAAAUUUGGAGCAGCCUUGCAAUGUCAUUUGAAAAGCAAGGGGUAAUUGAUAUUACUUUCUGUGGCAUUGAGUUACUUUCAAAAUAGCUUUGUAAGAAUUUAGGUUGCUUACCAACACAUUAACUUCUCUCUGCCUUCAGCACACUGAAUAGCCACGAGUUUCAGAAAUACAGUAUGAAUAAAUAUAAUGCAUUUAAAUGGUUUAUACUGAAUUUUUAAAGCAUUUGAUAUUAUCUGUGGUUUGAAAUCAAGGCAGCCUACCGUCCUUUAUCCUAUUAUAUGUAUCCAUAUAGCCUCAUAUUCAAGAUUGCAUGUUACUCCCUUAGCAAUAUUGUGAAAAAUAUCCUUGUAUACAAUGUGAGUAGGCGUAACAUAAUAGGUAACCAGAACACUUCCUACAUGACUAAAUAAAGUAAUCCCCAAUCUAAUAGACCAUCAUCCAAGAAGGCUUUAUACCUGGAAGAUAAGCAUCAGAUGAUCUGCAUAGGCUAAUGCAACUCCUGUGGAAUACAAAGAGAAUCGGAACCGAUAGCAACAGUUUUAUUAGAUGCAGAGAAGUCCUUUGAUGCAAUUGAAUGGGACGACUUGUAUUAUGUGUUAGGUAAAUUUGACUUUGGGGACAAAUAUAGCAGCACAACCCAUUUGUGUGGUUCAAAUCAAUGGUUUACAAUCUCCCUUUCCUUGCCUUAUUGCUGCAUUGGGGGGUGAGUAAAGAUGGUACCCAUUACUGAUGUUACCUUCCAGGCUGACAUUGGAGUUACAAUAUCACCCAGAUCCCAUGAGUAUCUGAAGGAUAUUCAGAUGAAGGUUCACAAAUUAACUAAUGUCUGCUGAUAACGUACUACUGUGUGCUGAAAGCCCUAACAGCAUCUGUCCUGAAAACAUUAAAAGCAAUGUCAGUAUUUGGAAUGGCUUCAGGCUGCAAAGUCAAUGGGAAAAAAUCAGAAAUACUAUCUUAACAGAAGAGUGUUAAUAUUACUUGUUGUGUGACAUUUAAAAUAAAAAUUUAACAAGAAUUGA